Molecule: messenger RNA, 618 nt
Organism: Anoplophora glabripennis (Asian longhorned beetle)
Lineage: Eukaryota; Metazoa; Arthropoda; Insecta; Coleoptera; Cerambycidae
Gene: Snx3
Product: sorting nexin-12
Exons: 4
Coding region: 112-615 (167 amino acids)
Biological process (GO): endocytic recycling; late endosome to Golgi transport
Cellular component (GO): retromer complex; early endosome membrane
Molecular function (GO): phosphatidylinositol-3-phosphate binding
Source: RefSeq, a predicted model, not a curated record
UUUUAGUUUGUCGCUUGUCAGUUUGUCCAAUAAUCAUAGCGGUUGGUUGACGUUACGCUGUCUAUUAUAUGUUUUGUGUUAAGCAGUGUAGCGUUUAACAAUUAAUCCAUAAUGAUGGCCGAAUCGGAUACCACCGUGGAAGCCACAAGAAGAUUGAAUGUUAAAAAACAAACUUUAGAUGAUGCAUAUGCGGCCCCAGCAAAUUUUCUAGAGAUUGAUGUAGUGAAUCCUGUGACAACAAUAGGUGUUGGAAAAAAGCGUUUUACUGAUUAUGAGGUUAAAAUGAGAACCAAUUUACCAGUCUUUAAAGUAAAGGAAUCCAGUGUUAGGAGAAGGUAUAGUGACUUUGAAUGGCUAAGAAAUGAACUGGAAAGGGACAGCAAAAUUGUGGUUCCUCCUCUUCCUGGAAAGGCUUGGAAAAGACAGUUACCUUUUAGGGGUGACGAUGGAAUUUUUGAAGAGGACUUUAUAGAAGAUAGAAGAAAGGGUUUAGAAGUUUUCAUUAACAAAAUUGCUGGCCAUCCAUUAGCUCAAAAUGAACGAUGUCUGCAUAUGUUUCUACAGGAACCGCAAAUUGAUAAGAACUAUGUUCCAGGCAAAAUUCGUAACACAUAAAAA